AUGUACUUGAAUGAUGAUAGCUUAGAUUCCUCUCAUUACGUAUCCGCAUCAGAAAUGUUUAAUGAUUUCUUAUACAAAAGUAGUAGAGCUGAACUUAAGCUAAUAACAAAUAUAAACGAGUACUUAAUGGUUGAGAAGGGUAUUUGUGAAGACAUGACAAUGGCAAAUCACCGUUAUGCUAAAGCUAAUAAUCCUAAAUGUUCUGAUUACAAUCCAGGCAAACCAACAUUUUGGAUCUUAUAUGAUGAUAUGAAUGCUUUAUAUUCAGAUGCUGAAAUAGGAUAUAUGUUAGAAGUUGAUCUAGAAGCCUCAGUGCACUUGUAUGAUUUCUUUGUGAAUUAUCCUUUAGCACCAAAAAAGCAGAUAGUUUUAGAAGAAUGA
Messenger RNA from Funneliformis mosseae, 381 nucleotides. Lineage: Eukaryota; Fungi; Glomeromycota; Glomeromycetes; Glomerales; Glomeraceae. The record is from the annotation of a GenBank genome assembly.